CGCACUGAAAAAGAUAAAACCCCAAAUCUGGUUUCGAAACAGCUGGAAAAGUGGAAGAAGUUGCUAAUUUGCAAGCUCCUGAUGGAAUAAAAAGUCAUGAUGCUGAAAAGGGACGAAUAAGAGUCGUGUGAGAAUGUUUGAACGAAUUGAGUAUAUUGCUACUUACAGCAUCAGAUGACAGUCUCUCGAGAAAAAAACAUCGACACUGAGAUUUCGUCUCAAAAUUUUCAAGAAUAUACCCAAUAUUUGGUAAAUCUAUAAGGACAUUUAGGGAAACAUGGGAAGUUUUAAAGGCCAUGCAUUGCCUGGAAGUUUCUUCCUGAUCACCGGCCUGUGGUGGGCCGCAAAGCAGACAUUUUUGUAUGCCACCCGCAGGAAUAAAAGUGCUGGUGCGGGCAGACUUGCAUCUCGAGCUACACAACGGCACAUAGAAAUCAUAGAAGGAGCUGUCAUUUUAUCAUUUUCUAUUAUUGGUAUGUUAGCAGAGCAGCUUUUAGCAGGUGGGCCCAAGUUUCAGCUGUAUGAUUCUUCCACUCAAAACUGGGAGCAGCUGAUGAACUGGCAGCACACCACCAUGUACCUGUUCUUUGCCAUCGCAGGGGCCAUAUCUCUCACUGUCCACAGCACAGACAUUGCCCCGCUGGCCUUAGAUCGGAUGCUGCUGGGUCUUGCUUUCUUUAAUGAGGGAUUUCUGUUUCUUUACCAUCUCCAUGGUAGAGAUAUGCUUGAUGUCCAUGUGCACACCCUUCUCCUCUAUGCCAUCUUUGGACAAGCUUUCAUCUGCCUUCUGGAGGUUUUCCACAGAGGGAAUCUACUAACAAGUGUGUACUGUUUAACUCUCAUUCUUGUAUUUUUCUAGAUUGGCUUUGUGCUGUACCCACCCAGUCAAGUGAAAUGGGAUCAGACAGACCAUGACAACUUGGUCUUUGUCACAUUAUGCUACUGCUGGCAUCUAGCGUUUGCAUUGCUCACUGUAGCUGUAGUUUACUGGUCUGUUCUCUGUGCUGUGCGUUCCAGACUAAGGAGGAUGCCACCCAUAGAAAUGGGGCUUUUGAAACCAAGGGAGAAAGAAGUAGAGUCUGAAGAUGAGAUUUUAUGAGUAUUUAUCAUCCUUACACGUUCAUGCCAGCAUCCAAAUACACUUGGACCUGAUUCCAAAGAAAAGUAUAGAGACAGAGAGCGAGAGAUAGAUAUGAACAGAGAGGCAUUGUCACUAAAUAUUAGCUCUGUCUUAAUUUCCUGAAGAGCAGAUGGGAGAUGACAAACAGUGACAGUCUUGCUUCCCAAGAUCUGUUUCAUCAUACUAUAACAAGGGAUUGUAAGUAAAUCAAAAUAGCCAUAGUGUUAUAUCUCUCACUCAUUUUCCCAGUAUGAUAGUUACAACUCUCUGUCCAUGCGGUCUGCUAUCUUGUGUGGUCAUUCCUUUUUUAUUUCACUAAUCCCUAUUUCUCUGAUGCACCUCAGGACCAACCUACUCUAAUAAAUUAAU
Messenger RNA from Sinocyclocheilus rhinocerous, 1489 nucleotides. RefSeq names its product transmembrane protein 45a (gene tmem45a). The record is from RefSeq and is a predicted model, not a curated record. The transcript has 6 exons. NCBI's taxonomy places the organism in Eukaryota, Metazoa, Chordata, Actinopteri, Cypriniformes, Cyprinidae.